AUGUCACAGCAGGAUUCCAAUUACAAGUACUUUGGGCUGCUCCUGCUCACUGUCCAGCAGGCAAGGUUUUUCAAAGCUUCAGAUGAACCUGAAAUCAAAUGUUCAGCAUGCCACUCAUGGCGCGAUACUCUCGAUCUCGAGAAGAGUCGCAGGUUUUUUUGACCACAGUAAACGUCUUCAUGAUGGAAGUUAUCAAACUCGUCGUCUGCUCUACAAUUAUUCUUUAUACUAACCGCUCAAUUUUAAAGUGGGUAAAUCCUUUCCAUGUGUAUUUGACAGAAGCUGUGAAAAAGUAUUUAAAAAAGAUGAGUUCGAAAUUUUUCUCAAAAAAAAUUAGUAGCCUAAGAAACUUGAGGAUUCGAAAGUCGGAAAGGGAUACUUGAUAGCUUUAGGUAAAACCCAGGUUUGAAAACUGUUCGAUACUUUAGUUCCUAAUUUAACAAAACCUGCCUGUCGCCUUUUCUGAACGUGAUGAGCUUGAGAUUCAUGAACGAGCUGCACUCUGCUAUCAUCGCCAAUCCUCUGGAGACGCUCAAGGUCUGCGUUCCGGCCAUCAUCUACACUCUGCAAAACAAUCUGUACUACGUGGCGUUGAGCCACCUCGAAGCCACGACUUUCUGCGUUCGUUUCUUUUUGCAUUCCUAACAUGCUUUGUGGAUGGGGCGAGCAAACAGAUGCGGUCACUUGAGUGUAGUUUAGAUCGCGUAUCAAAUGAAAAUCUUCACCACCGCCAUCUUCAUGUACUUCUUCCUGGGCAAGAAGCUCUCGAGAAUGCAGUGGAUGGCUCUCCUCCUUCUCGUCAUCGGUCAGUAAAUCCUCACGCUUCGUAAAUUUUGAGAAAACGAGCCACGAAAUUUUUCUCCAUGUGUAACGCCCUCUUUCAGAACUUUCUGUCACAUAUAUUUCAUUCAAAAAGUCUGUUCAUGCUCUACUUACGAGUAUCAUACUUCGAACAAUGGCAACAGUUACAUAUCUCAGAUUCCUCAGAACUGCGAGUCGAAGACGUUGUUCGUCAGAGCGCUUGAAAUAUUUUUGUGAGGAUCUCAUCCACCAAGAAUUUAUAACAGACUGACUAGUCUUCGGCUUAUUCAUUUCUAACCGGAAAAGUAGAAGUCGUAUGAAGUAAGCACGUGAAUGAGAGUUUAAAGGAAUUGGAGGCCUUUUUCGAGUUAUUUUGGUGAAUAGGAUAAACAAAUAUAACCCUAGAAAACGUGAAGCGCCCGGUGUCUUUAGGGUUUUCUGAUCUAUUAAUUAAUUGCUUGAGUGGUAUUAGGGACUUUAGUGUUCACUUGAAUUGAAAGAAAAAGGGUUGGAAUAAGAUUUUGUGAUAUUACAUUUUUGAUGCUGGUUCAACGAUGAAUAAAGUCGAACAGAUAAAAAAAAACUUUGAAAUUUUCAACUCGACUCUUCUAGUUUCCCGACAAAAACGCUGAAAGUAUUUUUUUUUUCAAUGUUUCGUUGACUGUAGACAAUUAAAUACCUUGAAAGCGAUACUUAUAAACUUCUGACAGGAGUCGCCGACGUGCAGUUGGUGUAUUCCCCGCCACCGCUCUCAGAAAAAGUAAUCCAGAAGCCGUGGGUCGGAUUCCUGUCGGUGCUCACAAUGUGCUUCACAUCGGCGUUCGCCGGUUUGUUCCAUUUCUCGCCAAAAACUGAAUGAAUUACAGGAGUAUACCUAGAGAAAGUGCUAAAAGAGAGCCGCGCUUCAGUUUGGGUUCAGAACGUGCGGCUUUCCCUCAUUGGUUUACCGAUUGCUUUUGUCUCUAUGUGGCUUUACGACUGGGAUAAUAUUCUCGAACGUGAGCUUUUUCCGCUAAGUUAUUUUUUUUCCAAUUUCUAGUGUUGGUCUAGAAAAAUACUGGAACAUUAUUUUUCGCACAUUUUUCAUAAAUAUUACCGCAUACAUCACCUUAUUAUUUCUACAGUUUUUGGAAAAACCUAUUAUUAUUACAAUUGUUUUUCCCUUGUACAUUCUGAACUGAUACGGGAAAAAAAAAAUCCGACUCUCUAUGCCUCUUGCAUUCUCAGCAGUUUAAAUUAAAUUUUUCGAACCGCGAUUGUGAGAAGAGAGCUUAGACAAACCAGAUUGUUUAAAGUGGUAGCGAUGGUGCAACUCAGGACACAAAUUUUUCUUCGACAAUAAAAUAUUUGUGUGCGUCAAAAAUAAGUUCCGUGUUUAAAGUGAUUCCGCGAAAUUCAAAAUAAUCGUUAGAGGAAGAAAAAGAUAACUCAAUUUCAGAGGACAGAGAUAAUUUUGCAUUUCGCGUAAAUUACUUUAAACACGGCAUAGUAUAUGUUUAUUAGUUCAUGGGACGACAGAUCAUGUUUUGAACGAUGAAAAGCAAUUCUUAAACUGCUGGUAUUUACUUGUUUGUCUUUAUACGAAAACCGUUUCUUGUUGAACAUAGGAUUUCACUCUGUCUAUUGAAGCUGCUAUUUUCUCUUGGUUUUUUUUUGGUUCUGGUCUUUCUUGUCCGGUAGCUUCCGGCGCAGAAUGUGUAACUCCAAAGAAGGACACACCGGUUUUGACACCCAGCUUUUCGGCCUUUCUGUUUGUGUAAGUGUGAGUGUGCUCUCAGAAGAACCGCGGCUUCGGCUCUCUUUGUGCAUGGUCUCCAUGUUUGUGCCUACAUCGUCGUUCAAAAGUUGUUCUUCUUCCUGAGAACGUCACUUCUAAUUUUGACACUCGAAAAGCAAGGUUCAUCAAUCCGUUAAAAGCGUCACAAGAAAGCAAUUGAUAAAAACUACCCAAAAGCUUUUUUUUAAGUAUUAAAGAAGAAAUAAUUUUUGGUUAGACUUUUAACAUUAUUUCACAGAUGGAGCUUUCCGUGGAUGGGACGUUCUCGUGGCCUCCCUCACGCUGACGAACUCAAUGGGCGGUCUGCUUAUUUCCAUCGUCAUUAAAUACGCCGACAACAUCUUGAAAGCGUAUGCUCAGGUACGCUUUCGAAGCAAUGCUAAAAUUCUCAUUCUUUCCUUUUUUGGUUCUGUAUUUGAAAAAAAAAUAUACAAAAUUUACGAAAAAAAAAUUCAGAGCAUGGCGAUCAUAGGUGCAGCUGUGGGAUCGUGGCUUCUGUUUGACUUCACUCCUGGUUUCUUCUUCUUGUUUGGAACUACUAUGGUCAUCUGUUCCAUCAUCAUGUACACUAUGUUCCCAUAUGUUAAGCAAAACAAUACAUACUCCCCUUUGAACACAAAACCGGAUACUUUGUUAAUCAUCAAGCCCGUUGAUAUUAAGCCUUCGAAUGUUUGA
Molecule: messenger RNA, 3253 nt
Organism: Caenorhabditis auriculariae
Lineage: Eukaryota; Metazoa; Nematoda; Chromadorea; Rhabditida; Rhabditidae
Source: the annotation of a GenBank genome assembly